This is a messenger RNA of Pocillopora damicornis (cauliflower coral), 2322 nucleotides long. RefSeq names its product octopamine receptor beta-2R-like. Gene Ontology annotation, molecular function: G protein-coupled receptor activity. Gene Ontology annotation, biological process: G protein-coupled receptor signaling pathway. NCBI's taxonomy places the organism in Eukaryota, Metazoa, Cnidaria, Anthozoa, Scleractinia, Pocilloporidae. The record is from RefSeq and is a predicted model, not a curated record. Gene Ontology annotation, cellular component: plasma membrane.
UUUCUGCGAAACGCAAAUUUAUCCAUGCAUAGCGAAUCAAUAUUAAUGUGGUUAUUCGAGUUCACUGCUUCGGAGAGAAAGCCAUAAGCCAGGAUGAAAACAACAGUGACGCGUAUUCCUUAAAAUGCACGAUCUUUGUCUCUAUCUAUUUUUUUUCCAUAUUUAGUGACUGAAUGCGUCAGUUUACGUUGCGAAAGUUUCUGCGGUUGAGCCAAUUUAAAAUAAUUGUAACGCCAUUGAAUUCUGGCGCACGGGUGGGCUCAAACUUUCGACGAAUAAAUCUCACGCCUGGUUCCCUCACCGACCAUGAUCUGACUUUUUGUUUCCAAAAUUGAGUUGUUACGACCUGGGAUUCUUUCCCAUUUGAUUGCAUUUUUUGUUCCCCUGAUCAAAAUCUGCUUCAGUUAAAAGGAAUCAAAUUAAACUUCCGCAACAGACAACAAUGAAAUAUACCAGCUAUGUAUUUAAUCCGAUCUGAAUAUGCAUAAUCACGUACUGUAAAAUAAAUCUUUGUAUUUCAGAACAGGAACUCAGUGAUAUCGGCCGUUUUGUACUUUCGAACUUCCUAUAGAGCAAAUUCCGCAUUUCUCUUCAUCAGGAGAGCGAUAAACCUCAUGUAAACAUCAUGUCUGCGCUCUUUGUGGUUAUGGCAUGGACGUUAACCAUAACAGCGUUGUCUGGAAACUCUUUCGUGAUAUUUCUGAUCCUAUUCAGAAAGAACCUUCGCGCACGCAAGCUCAACUGGUACAUCAUUUCCCUUGCUAUAGCGGAUGCUUUAGUGGCCUUGAGUUUCUAUCCUCCAUUGUUUUUUUGUGAUCGUUGGUCGUUCUGCCAAACAAGUAUCAUGAGAGCAUUUCGCUGGAUCUUCAUUUACUCCUCAGUAUGCAAUUUGUGCGCCAUGACAGCUGACCGUUACCUCGCCAUCGUCAAACCCAUGUACCACAGAGUCAAGGUAUCGGACAGGAUUGUGGCCAUUUCGAUCGCGAUGUCAUGGCUUUUUCCUAUUAUUUUGCGUGGUGUUGUCUUCACUCCCCUUUAUUACCUGCAUAAAAGGGAAGCAUUCAAGUACUUUCUUCCUGUGAUAGUCAUAAUAUUUGAGGUUCUUCCGUGUUUACUCAUUCUCUUCGCUGCCCUGCGAAUAAGCAUCGUUGCCAAAAGAGAACAAACAAAACACAAGAACAGAUCGAAAGGAAAAGCCAAAAAGGAGAAUCGAAGAGAAGGAUCAAGAGCUUUGAAGAUGAUUUUGAUGGUCACAUUUCUCUUUGUAUUCUGUUACGCCUUGGAAGCUUAUUACACGAUGUGCAAAAAUGUUUUAAAACUGUGCGACGACACUGAAAUAAUUCAGAUGAUUCGUCGGCUCAUGUUGAUAGCGAACUCCGCGAUUAAUCCAUUUGUGUACACCUUUCUGAGAAGAGAUAUUAAGGAAGAAGUAAAGAAACUGAAAUUGUCUUGUAGAAGGGAGAAACAUUUUACCAGACACGAAACUGUAAUCGGUUCUACGGCACUCUCUACAGAGAGGGACAUACGCUAAAUUUGAAUUUUAUACUUAUUGUUGGAACCCGUUGGCUAGGAGAUCUUGAUAUGAGAACUGACAACUAUUAAGCUCUUAGUAGUCUAUGGACAGCGAAAAUCGCCUUAAAGUAGUUAACAGUGAGUCAGCAAAGAUCAAUACUCACCUCCCAAGGUCCAAAUUGAGUUUGCACCAAGAAACGCACAUAGCUAUCUACGCUCGAAUCUAGAUUAAUAAUGCCGUAAAAAGAGUGCUGUAAGUUUAGAGGAUUACAGGAAUUUUAAGGAAGUUGGCGCGGGUUCUUAAAUAUUUUUCAGUUGUAAGACUUUGGUUUACACUUGGCUCGGCCUCAACUAAGAACCUUUGCUUACAAGUCACGUUUACGGUGGAUAAAAAUCCAAGGUUAAAGAUAAAUAUAUGGAUGAGAAAUAAUGGCUUUUUAUCUUUAUUUAAAGUUUUCAAAUCAGUGAAACGCGCUAAUUAUCCUUUGACGUAACAAUGACAACGCAUUAACGUAUUCGACGCAUCAGGGUCAAUUUUUGUCGCAGCUCUCGACAGAAGGAGCCCAAAUGUUCUUUCCAAAUCUGUUUUCUCAUAAAAACACUCGUUGUCUUUUGGAUUACAUAAAGUAAUAAGUUGAUAUAAAUUUUUCAGUUUAAUCUAAAACGAGCAUCAGGGAGUUAUUGAACUCAAUAUAAGUAAAAUAUGUCCACUUAGAUCAAUGAUCAAUGUUUUGUAUUCUACUUAUUAGAUCUGGCUUGUAUUGGGCCGAUAAAAAUAUAAAUUACAGGUUUUCUGUGGCACUUAUGAAA